Messenger RNA from Danaus plexippus (monarch butterfly), 1759 nucleotides. RefSeq names its product oocyte zinc finger protein XlCOF7.1-like. Gene Ontology annotation, molecular function: zinc ion binding; RNA polymerase II cis-regulatory region sequence-specific DNA binding; DNA-binding transcription factor activity, RNA polymerase II-specific. Gene Ontology annotation, biological process: regulation of transcription by RNA polymerase II. Bases 153 to 1598 code for a protein of 481 amino acids. Lineage: Eukaryota; Metazoa; Arthropoda; Insecta; Lepidoptera; Nymphalidae. Gene Ontology annotation, cellular component: nucleus. The record is from RefSeq and is a predicted model, not a curated record. The transcript has 5 exons.
GUUGAUCAAAAUAUCGGAUACAGCUGCAACAAGCGUGUGUUCAUAACAUGGAGCUAUAAUUUAGUGGCCUAUUUUUAGACAAAACAAGAUAAUAAUAAAGUAUAACUGAUCUAAUAAAGUGAUAAUAAAUACUGAUAGCUACCGUAGUUGUAAUGAACGGUGGAACCGCUUCAGACCAGCUAGACGAACUUGAUAUUAAAUGCAGCGGCGAAACUCAUGAGAACCUGCAGGAUUCUCCAAAUAUAUGUCGAAUAUGUGCCACCGUCACGGACCUGGUCAUUCCUAUAUUUGAAGGAGAAGGACUACAAAAUAACUUAGCAGAAAAAAUUCAUAAACAUUUACCUAUAAAGGUGUCUGUGCAGGAUGUGCUGCCCCAGGUGGUGUGCUACCAGUGCUCCAGUACUUUGCUCGCCUGGCAUGAGCUGGUGCAAUGCUGUCAACAAGCGGACCAAGCUCUCCGACAGCAGGCAGCCCAUAGGGAGAGGAAAGCAAACGAAGUAACAGGAACAUCAUCAGAUCCAAAAUGGAUCCCAUCUCCCGACCCAUACUUCUUGAAGAGGAGAGAAUUUAAAAUUGAACUCAAUGAACCGACACACAGUAAUGAUACUGAGCCAGUCACAGCUCAUCGCAGUCGUGGAUCGGAUUCCGACGAAGACGACAAACCUCUCGCUGAGUUCGCGGCCGGGAAGCCGUCAGACAUAUACAGAAACUUUUAUAGAGCGUUAACAAAGUUUCGAGAUCACUACGUUCAACAUGAAAUUAAGACAGAUCGCUGCUCAGACCUAGCCAACUCGAGCGAUUCGGAGGAGGAAAGAAACUGUGAAGACCUGGAUCCGACUCAGUACGACGACCUCUCUAACAGCAACAUGAGGAAAGACAAAAUGAACGAGGAAACGCGACUCGAGCUCAGCCAGGUGCAGACGAAAAUAAACGGGAAGACUUACUUCAUCUGCAAAAUCUGUGACAAGAAGCUGAGCUCGUCACACACUUAUAUUUUCCACAAGAGAAUACACACGGGGGAGCGACCGUGCAUCUGUCACGUGUGCGGUAAACAGUUCCGCGCGCCCAACGGACUCCAGCGACAUCUCACCGAGACGCACGAACGACUGCGCCGGUACACAUGCCAGAUUUGCCACAAAUCCUUCGCGAACUCGCAAAACCUCAAACAACACAUGAGAAUACACACGGGUGAGAGACCUUUCGUGUGCUCCCACUGCGGUAAGCGAUUCACACAGAGUGGCUCGCUACAUGUGCACCUCAAGACCCACAGUGCCACGCUCCCGCACGCUUGCCGGGACUGCGGCGCGAAGUUUCGUAUGCGCUCCGGACUGACGCGGCACCGCCUCAAACACACCGGAGAGAGGCCGCACGUCUGCCGGCAUUGCGGAAAAGGAUUCAGACAGAAACAUGAAAUGAAUGCGCACGCGCUCACGCACUCGGACAGCAAGCCGCACGUGUGCACCGUCUGCGGAACCGCCUUCCGCCAACGACGAGCGCUCCGCCAUCACUGCAAACGACUACAUGACAGCAAGCCCGCGGAAGACGCGCACGGCUACAACAACGCGAUCAAUUACAUUCUGACAUUGAACUCCGUUUAGACUUGAGGUACAAAAUUACACGAGGAAUUGCUUUACAGAGGAGCGACGUGGGCACCUAAACGACGGGUCGGAAUAGAACACACGCCCGCCUCCACGGAAGAAGGGGUGAGGCUCUGCGACGUGGUAAUCGAUCCACCGGAAGACAGCAGGGAGCUGCCGAA